Molecule: messenger RNA, 4084 nt
Organism: Lolium perenne
Lineage: Eukaryota; Viridiplantae; Streptophyta; Magnoliopsida; Poales; Poaceae
Product: putative disease resistance protein RGA1
Molecular function (GO): ADP binding
Source: RefSeq, a predicted model, not a curated record
UCGUUACCUUCAUCUUCCUCCUGGACUUGGUUGAGGGGCACGUGCACGCCUGAGAAUAUUAAGCUGUUGUCCAAGGGUCUCUCACUCGCUGGCUACUUCUUGAAGAUCAGGGAGCGCUAGUUGCUCUAAGCAAGGACAAGGAAGAUCUAUCUCUCAUCACUCUAGCUGAUUCAACCUCAAGCAAAUGGAGGGGGUUUUGUCGGCUUUGACAUCCUAUGUCGUCAAUAUGAUCGCCGAUAUGACCAAAGAAGAGGUGGCCAAGCUGAUCGGAGUUUCCGGCAAGAUCGACAAACUGAGUCUCACACUCACGGACCUCAAGAAAUUCCUUUCAGAUUCCGAAAGAAAGAUCAUCACCGACGAGCGUGUGCAGGGUUGGUUAGUGGAACUGAAGCACACAAUGUACGAAGUCACCAACAUCCUCGACCUAUGUCAGCUCAAGGUCAUGGAGCAGGGUCCAUCCAAGGACAUGGGGUGCCUUAACCCCCUGCUCUUCUGCAUGCGUAAUCCUCUCCAUGCCCACAACAUUGGCAGCCGCAUCCAAGCGCUCAACGAGAAGCUGGAUGGACUCUCCGAGAGGGCUCUUACUUUCAGUUUUAUCAAGCUGGAAGUUUACCAAGACCGGAAUACGACCCACCCUCUGCUUGUUGAUCGCAAGACCGAUCCGCUGCUGGAGCGGUCUGCCGUGGUUGGAGAGAAGAUCAAAGACGACACAAGAGCAAUUAUCCAGCUGCUCACGAAGGAGGUCACUGAGAAGAGUGAUACCAGCAUGGUGGUUGCCAUUGUUGGUGUUGGUGGGAUCGGCAAGACCAUCCUCAGCAAGAACGUCUUCAACGACGAGGUCAUCCAAGGCAAGUUUGCCAAGAAGAUAUGGUUGAGUAUCACACAGGAGUUCAAUGGGGCUGAGCUACUGAGGACGGCCAUCAUCACUGCUGCCGACGGAAAACUUCCUGAAUCUGUAAGAAUCUCUCAAGAUAAAGCUGUACUUGGGCCAGAACUUGUGAGUGUCAUCAGGGACAAGAAGUUCUUUCUUGUGUUGGAUGACAUGUGGGAUACCAGUGUAUGGAACAACCUGCUAAGCGCUCCUUUUAGCCACGGCGCCGCUGGUAGCCAAGUCCUCAUCACCACCAGAUAUGAUGCAGUUGCACGAGGCAUGAGGGCAGUGCAACCGUAUCACCAUGUCAGCAAAUUAGGGCCUGAAGAUGGCUGGUUGUUGCUCACAAAGCAGGUACUCGGAAUGGAGAAAAGUGAUCCCGCGAUUGAUAUGCUAAAAGAUAUUGGACUGCAAAUUAUAGAAAAAUGUGAUGGAUUACCACUUGCCAUAAAAGUGAUGGGAGGACUCUUAUGUCAGAAGGGGAAAGAACGUCGUGAUUGGGAAAAGUUUCUACAUGAUGCUAUAUGGUCAGUCUCUCGGAUGCCGGAAGAGCUAAACUAUGCAAUAUAUCUUAGCUAUGAGGACUUGUCUCCUUGUUUAAAGCAAUGCUUUCUGCACUUCUCCCUAAAGCCUAAAAACAAACAAUUAGAUAAUAUGCAACUUGUUAGCAUGUGGAUUGCUGAAGGGUUUAUUCAUGGGGACUCUGAUAUAUUGGAGGAAUUAGGAAACGAGUACUAUAAAGAGCUAAUAUCAAGGAACCUUAUAGAGUUGGAUACAUCAUGUAUCGGCGAAUAUAUUUGCAACAUGCAUGAUGUUGUUUGUUCAUUUGCUCAUUUUAUGACUAAAGAUGAAGCACUAGUAGCUCACAACGGAGAAGCUAUUAGUAAACAUAGUUUGCAAAGGUUUCUUAGGUUAUCUAUAAAAACCCAGGGAGUAGAAUCAGAUGAAUUUGAAUGGAGAAAUUUACAAGAUCAGAAAUCGUUAAGAUUCAUAAUAUUUAUUGGGAAUUUGAAGAUUCAGCCUGGUGAUUCCUUGGUUAGCUUUUCUAGUCUACGGACUCUACAUGUAGAAUCAUCAAAUUUUGGCUUGUUGGUUGAAUCCCUGUGUCAGCUCAAACAUUUGAGGUAUUUGACAGUAGAAGGAUGCAAUGAUAUAGAAAGCCUGCCAGAGAACCUUCACGAGAUGAAAUUCUUGCAACAUAUUAGUCUUGAUGGUUGUAAGAAUAUCGUCAAACUUCCUGAUAGUACUGUAAAGUUACGAGAACUGAGAUAUCUUGACAUGGAUGGCACAUGUGUAAAAAGUAUGCCUAGGGAUUUUCGUGCUCUAACAAAUUUGAGGACACUAUAUGGGUUUCUUGCCCACAUGGAUGGUGAUUGGUGCAGUUUGGAAGAGCUUGGGCCUCUUUCCCAGCUUAGGGUGAUUGGAUUAGUGGGUCUGGAGAAUGUAUCUAAUGCCUCAUUCGCGGCAAAGGUUAGGCUUGGUGCGAAGGUGCAUCUUUCUGUGAUGAUCUUAUACUGUAGAAGUAGACUACAGGAUGAUGGAUUGGUCAAACAUGGAGCCUCUGAGAAGGAUCAAGGAAUACUUAAAGAGGUGUUUGAUAAGCUCUGUCCUCCGUCUUGUAUAGAAGAUAUUCGCAUACAUGGAUAUUUUGGGCGUCAGCUCCCAAGAUGGAUAAUGUCCACAGCACCGGCGCCCCUCAAGAGCUUGAAGAUACUAAUAAUAGAGAACCUGGUUUGCUGUACCCAACUCCCUAAUGGUCUGUGUCAGCUCCCAUGCUUGGAGUUUCUAAAGUUCAGUUGUGCUCCAGCAAUAAAGUGUGUUGGCCCUGAAUUCGUGCAGUCCUACGGGCAACGUCACCAUACUUCAUCCCAGCCGGCAGCUAUGUUUCCAAGACUGUACGAAAUGAUCUUAUCUGAACUGUUGGAAUGGGAGGAGUGGGAAUGGGAGGAGGAAAUGAAAGCUAUGCCCCUAUUGGAAAAACUCCAUAUUGAAGAUUGCAAAUUGAGGUGUAUUCCACCUGGCCUUGCUUUCCAUGCAAGUUAUUUGAAAACAUUAACCUUAUACAAACUCCAGCGCCUCGAAUCUAUUGAGAACUUUGUUUCUGUAGUUGAGCUUGACCUUUUUGAAUUACCAGAGCUGACUAGGAUCUCCAAUUUUCCCAAGUUGGAAAAGCUUGAGAUCAGCUGCUGCGAAAAGCUCGAGUCGCUGCAGGAGAUGACUGCACUCCGCGAACUUGAGCUGUGCUAUGGAGAGAAAGAACUCCCACUUUACCUGCAUACUGUCAAGCCAAGCUAUUUGCUGCUGUACUGCAGAGCAGAGAUACUCACUUCCAUGGCUGCUGGAGAAUCUGGCCCUGAGUGGGACAAGUUCAGCCAUAUCCAGCAUGUCGAGGCUUAUGCAGAUGAUGACAACAAUAGAAUGCACCUGUCUUACACAAGCAAACCCUACAAGAUGGAUACAAAGAUCGAGCCAAAUCUGCAGGAUGACGGUGAGGGGGGUGAAGAGGAUUAAAAUGAAGAGAAGUAGGCCGUAACUUGUCAAGAGGAAGUAGUAGUGACAAGAAUAUCUGAGGAUGCGAUGCAAAUGCAAUACAAGGAUAUGCGGCUUUACUUUCUUCGUCUGGCCCAUUUUAACGCCAAGUGUGCAUCCGUGCAACCUCCGUGUGCAGGCAGGGGAAUUAACUUUCCUUUUCGAAAAACAAAAAUGCAACUUCGGUGAUGUGAUGAGGAGUUGUACGCCAAGUUGCACCUGUACUCCAUAUGUAGUGGUUGUACAGCUACAUCUUUGAUAGCCAGAUUGUGGAGAUGCUCGCUGGCAAGAAAACUAGGAUGUAAAAUGUGAAGCUUACAGCAUAGCCAGAAGAAUUGAAUUUAGAUUCCACAUUGAUUUGUAACCGAAUAUCAUAGAAAUUCAUAAAGGGGAGAAGGAGAAGACGGGGCAGACGACAGACUGUUAUUAUGCAGAGUCGCUGACCUUGCUGCGUAAGAGGUUCUCAAGUGUUCUUCACACUAACUAGGUCAUCGCCUAUUUAUAAGGAGGACAUUAUAAUUCUGGAUAUUUUCUCCUAACAUGGGUGGCAGCGUGACCUUCAGCUAGACCCUCCUAGCUAGUCUUUGUUACUGUUCUUUGGAUUGUGUUUUUUUUUUAUCUUUGAACCCUUUUGUGGUUUUGUAACGAAUUUGUGUGCGGCUGUGUGCAUCUCAGUUAUGCAGA